This is a messenger RNA of Anneissia japonica, 1492 nucleotides long. Its product is annotated as vegetative cell wall protein gp1-like. The transcript is spliced from 2 exons. The record is from RefSeq and is a predicted model, not a curated record. NCBI's taxonomy places the organism in Eukaryota, Metazoa, Echinodermata, Crinoidea, Comatulida, Comatulidae. Bases 573 to 1034 code for a protein of 153 amino acids.
GAAAGAAUAAUUAAGCAUACUAGAAACCGCUGAAAUAUUCAUUGAAAAAAAUUCACCUGGAUCCAAUAAAGAAACAUAUUAGGCGUAUGUUGCGUGAGUGUAUAUCUUUUUAACGUACACCUAAUAUGCUGAAAUAAUGUAUUCAAUGAUUUCUCUAUAUUUUGAUGUAAUCCCAUGAACAUAAUUGAGCAGGUGUUUAUAAAAGGUGCUGGUGAGACUAAUUCUUGCACAUUGCACUCUUUAUUGCACUAGCCAAAUACUUAUGUAAUCUCCCAAUCUAAUUAUAAAUUUACACAGCAUGGGUAUGCAUUAAUGAUGGAUGAUAUUUUGUAGGAAUGCGGAUAUUUUAAGUUUAAUAGCCGACCUUUACUGAGGUUGAGAUAAGUACCUUCUUCCGUUUCUUACAAUUGCAAGUACAAGGUCAUGUUUGUAGUUUCAAAUAUUAAUAUUGAUUUUUGAAACAAAAAUUGCUAAAUGGAUGUUUGUUGAUUCAAAAAUCAAUAUUAUUUUUUUAACAAUUGCAAAAGAGGUUCUUGAAAUCUGUUUACAGAUAACUAUGUAAUAAAGUUUUUAUGAUAGUAGGUGCACAAAUCUCGACAUCACCAUCACCACCAUCUAAAUCAACUGCCAUCAACAAUGCCGUUAUUGAUACUGCCUCUGCAGUACCAUCAAUAUCGCUGAUAUCACAAACACCACCAGCAAUAUCACUGCCAUCUCCAUCAGUACCAGUACCAUCAACAUCACUGCCAUUUAUAAAAGUACCAGUACCAUCACCAACAGUACCAGUACCCAUCACCAACAGUACUAGUACCAUCAAUAUCACUGCCAUCUCCAUCAGUACAUCUCCAUCUACAUCACUGCCAUCACCAACAGUACCAGUACCAUCAACAUCACUGACAUUUAUAAAAGUACCAGUACCAUCACCAACAGUACCGGUACCAUCAACAUCACUGCCAUCUCCAUCAGUACAUCUCCAUCUACAUUACUGCCAUCACCAACAGUACCAGUACCAUCAACAUCACUGCCAUUUAUAAAAGUACCAGUACCAUCACCAACAGUACCAGUACCAUUAACAUCACUGCCAUCUCCAUCAGUACAUCUCCAUCUACAUCACCCAAUCACCAUCAGUACCAGUACCAUCAACAUUACUGCCAUUCAUAAAAAGUACGAGUACCAUCACCAACAGUACCAGUACCAUCAACAUUACUGCCAUCUCCAUCAGUACAAGUACCUUCAACCUCACUGCCAGUGUCAUCACCAACAGCACUAGUACCAUCUACAUCACUGCCAUAUCCAUCAGUACCAGUACCAUCAAUGUCACUGCAAUCACCAACAUUACCGAUACCAUUAACAUCAGUGACACAUGAACACCACAUCUAUCACUGUUAUUUUCUGGGACACACUGAACUAAGGUCGGUAAAUGAGUAUACCGAAGAGAUAACUAUUCCAUAAUUGGUACUGUAACCACCCAAACUAAUACAUGCAACUGCCA